AUGCAUAUCUCGCCAAUCGAGUCCCUGGAGAAUUUGAUAAAAUCUAGACAAAAACUACGCUCUCUCCGGAAAACAAGAAAAAUCGCCGAAAUAAAUACCCUGCUCCUGUACGAUACUUUGAGUUGGAACAAUGUAUAUGAUACAUAUUGGCCCUACACAGACACUCAGGAUAUCAAGCCAUUGUGCAUCGCACACCUGGACGCUUUACAACUUGCUUCAAGUGAAGUGAAUAUUUCUUCAUUCCGAGAAUUCAGUAUGAAUCAGAAACAUGUGUACAUACUGGCCAUGGCUGGUGUAAUUACUCUGGCGAUUGUCUUUCUCAGAUUGUCGAACUGUGUGUCGUUGCCUGCGGUAUUCAUCGACAGGACACAAUCCAUGCACGACCCUCAGCCGGCCCCUCAGAAGUCACCAGAAGAGUAUGAACCGGACAUACAAAUAGAAAAUAUUGAACAAAUAAACCUUCUAGGGAAAACUUGUAGUCUCAAAACGUCGACGGAUCCGGAGGAUGUCUUCAGGUAUAUGGACACCAUCACCAUAAGGUGUAAUACGCCUUACGGGUCGCAUACAUAA
This is a messenger RNA of Penaeus chinensis, 570 nucleotides long. RefSeq lists its product as uncharacterized. Bases 1 to 570 code for a protein of 189 amino acids. Lineage: Eukaryota; Metazoa; Arthropoda; Malacostraca; Decapoda; Penaeidae. The record is from RefSeq and is a predicted model, not a curated record. The transcript is spliced from 6 exons.